AUGUUCAUGAGAAGAGAAGCUAGGGUUGUGUUUGUAGUGGCGGUGUUGUUGAUCAGCUGCCGGAGUGGAGCUGAUGGAGAUGAUGGAUUUGAGAGAGAAAAUGGGGUUGUAGGGUGGUCCGAUUCUAAUUCCACCACUCAUAUUUCUAGUGAAAAACAUAGCUUUAUUGAGGAUGUAGAACACAAGGACACAAAUUCUUCUGUUGAAAUUUUAGUCCAAAGCAAUAGUAAUAUUGACCAUCAUGCUGGGAAAGGAGGAAAGGGUGGUGGAGGUGGGGGAGGUGGAGGUGGUGGUGGAGGAGGAGGUAAUUGUGGUGGAGGGGGUGGGGGUGGCGGUGGCAAAGGUGGAGGAAAAGGUAAACCACACAGGAAAAGAAAAAGAAGAGGCGGUUGUAGUUGUGGUGGUGGUGGUGGUGGGGGAGGGGGUGGAGGUGGAGGUGACUAUGGUGGAAGAAACGGUAAGCCACACAAGAAAGGAAAAGGAGGAGGUGAUGGUGGAAACCACAAAGGACACGGAUGGGGUAAAGGAAAGGGAGGAGCCGCCGGCGGGAGUGGUGGGGGAGAAAGUGGCGAAGGUGGAGGUUUGGGUCAGGGAGGAGGUAGCGACGGCGGCGACAACUAUGGUGGCACAAGAAAAUCAAUAGGAGGGAGAAAUAAAACUGCCUCUCCUCCUUAA
Messenger RNA from Hibiscus syriacus, 675 nucleotides. RefSeq names its product glycine-rich protein 5-like. The record is from RefSeq and is a predicted model, not a curated record. Lineage: Eukaryota; Viridiplantae; Streptophyta; Magnoliopsida; Malvales; Malvaceae. The transcript has a single exon. Bases 1 to 675 code for a protein of 224 amino acids.